Molecule: messenger RNA, 3843 nt
Organism: Rhodotorula toruloides NP11
Lineage: Eukaryota; Fungi; Basidiomycota; Microbotryomycetes; Sporidiobolales; Sporidiobolaceae
Product: sensor histidine kinase/response regulator
Exons: 9
Coding region: 1-3843 (1280 amino acids)
Biological process (GO): protein autophosphorylation; phosphorelay signal transduction system
Molecular function (GO): histidine phosphotransfer kinase activity; phosphorelay sensor kinase activity
Source: RefSeq, a predicted model, not a curated record
AUGUCUCAGCUUCAUCGCUUCGUCACCGAACCCUCGUCCGCCCUUGCCUCCUCGUCCUCCUCCCCCACCGCAUCGCACGACUCGCUGCGCCCGCACACCGACGCUCCCUGCAUCAUACACGACAUGCAGGUCUCGGUCGCGCUUGGUGCACAGGCCGACGAGCGGUACUCGGCUCCCGCGUCGAGGAGGGCGUCUCGAGACGAGUCUGACGGCGCGAGGACGGCACCGGCAGGACCUACGACGCCCGCGAACGGCGCCGCGCAUGCCUCGGACGGUGUGCAACCUCCGCACGAUGCAGGAAACGCCGUUGGGACUGUACAGAACGGCUCACAGACGCAGCGAACAGAGGCGAAAGGAUCGGCGGCGGUCGUCGAUGGGGUCGCCAAGGAUUUCACAGCUGGCGAAGCGGAGGAAGAAUCGUUCGCAGAGUGGCUGUCGAGGUAUCGCGUUGGACGAGCCGGACCAAGCGACGAGACGCCCGCUCCUCCGCCCGCCAUUCGCGCCAUACUCGAGGGACGGGGUAGCCUAGACGGCGGCGGAGUAGCCUCGACAUCCUCGCGUCGACCGUCACUUGUCCAGCAACCGUCUGCCACAUCCACCGCCUCAAUCACAUCCACCUCGUCCCUCCCCUCCCUCAACUCCGUCACCGCCGAAACCCUGCUCGAGUUCUACCGCCAGAAGGGACACUUCCCUGCUCCGCCUGGCCCGUACGAGGAGGAGCGUUUGCGACUUGCGCACAAGUACGGCCUCGACCAACCGUCGCGGCGGAAAGCAAUCGACCGGAUCUGCGGCCUGGCAAAGGCGUACUUCAAGACCUCGUCCGUCGUGAUCAGCUUGACCUUCGACGACUACCAGGUUCUCGGCGCCGAGCGAGGCUUCGGACCCGAAGAACCCGCUUUCGACUCUCCUCCUCGUCCUCUCGAGCUCCCGCCAGCUUUCUGCACCCACGCUAUGCUCGCCUCGUACCGCGACCCGCAUGCAGUCUUCAUCGUCCCUGACGCCGACCAAGACUGGCGCUUCAAAGGCAACCCUUACAAUGUCAAGAAUGGCGGAGGUCUCUCGUUCUACGCUGCGGCGAACGUACACCUCCCCGUCUCGUCUUCGAAGCGAGACCAGGGUCUACCGCCGACUCUCGCGUCCGGCGCGCUCUGCCUCAUCGACCCAACACCUCGGGCAGCCGAGACGUUCUCGACCGAAGAACGCCAGGUCUUGACCGACUUUGCAGAGAUGAUCAGUCGCGAGUUUCAGCUUGGGUUUGAGCAGCGGAGGAGGGAGGUCGAGGCGGAACAGACGGCUUUCGUCGGGCGGUUCUUGCGCGAGGCACUCGUCUUGCCUUGCCAGCCGGACUCGUCGCUCCCGUCGUCGCAUGAUGCCGCCUCGAAGGGCAAUAGGGUAUCUCGGCGCAGUCGACCUCGCCCCAGCAGUUCAUCCGAAACAGCAUCUCCUUCAACUACUCCCGCCGACUCCACCAGCGACUCUCCCGCCGAAUCGCUUUUCGCCGUCGCAGCGCGCCAACUCCGUACGCUCACGCAUGCCGAAUCCUCCGCCAUCCUCGACCUUCGCUCCUUCCGGCCUUCUUCAGCUAGUCCUCGCCCUCUUCACCACCCGAAAGAGCGGAGUGGCCAGCAACACUUCGUCUCAGUCCCUGCCAGUCCGGCCUCUAGCCCGCCUCUCCCUGUCGACGGCCAGCCAACCUCACUCCCGCUUCAACCGCCUCCGCAGAUGGGCGGACAGACCGAGGGAUCGAAGAGCCAGACUAGAGGCAGUGUUGCGCUGAUGGGCUAUAACGGCGACGUUAACUGGACCGAGGCGCUCGGCUCGCGCGAGAUGGAGGAGAAGUUGUUGCAGGCGGUGGAGGAGACAUUGGAGGCUUACUACGAGGAAGCGACUGAUUCGCCCGAAGCGUCCGGCAUCGAUGCCGAAGCGUUUAUUCGACUGGGCGUUAUCCCUGGGGCGUCCGCGGGCGCGUCGUUCGUCGUUCCCGUCUUCGACUCGGACGGCAGCCCAGUCAUCCUCCUGAUUGUAACGAGCGGCGAGAAGUGGUUCUCCUUUGAACCGACCGAUCGCCAGUUCGCCGCAUCAGUGGGCGCCAUUGUCGUCGGCUCACUCUUGCGGCAGCGAGCGCUCGAAGCGGACAAAGCCAAGCUGCACUUCGUCUCGCAAGUCAGCCACGAGUUGCGAACCCCGCUGCACGGCUGCAACUCGCAGCUCGAGCUCAUGCGCGAGUUCGCGUCACCGCUCGAGCUCCGCAAACUCGCCCCUCUCCUCGACGCUGCCGACGUCUGCCUCGAAUCGCUCUCAGACGUCCUCAACGACGUCCUCGACUUCUCCAAGCUGGAUCACGCAGCAGCCGUCGCCUCUCCGCGCGACAUUGCAGAGAUGCACCGGCCAGCACUCGUACAGACGGACUUGGCGGCCUUGGUCGAGGGCGUGGCCAAGAGUACGUGGGUCAGGAAGCAGCGGGUCGAUCUCGUGAGCGAGGAUCUGGCAAAGGGUGAGCCGGAUGGGAAGUCGGCUGAGAAGGGUCAGGUGGACUUGCUGCUCGAAGUGAAGGAGCGGAGCAGUGGCUGGCGGGCCCUGGUCGACGUGGGCGGCCUCAAGCGCGUGCUCUUCAACAUUGUCGGGAACGCUCUCAAGUUCACCCGGAAGGGUGAAGUCAGGAUCGUCCUGCAAGACCUCGGCACCGUUCCCUCUCCUUCCUCGACCGCUUCGGACGACGGUGAUCGGACGGAACAUCGCCUCGUUCUGCUUGAAGUGCGCGACACCGGUAUCGGCAUGUCGGACGACUUCGUGCGAAACGCCUCGUACCUUCUGCCCUUCCGACAGGCCGACCCUUUCGUCACCGGCGCUGGACUCGGAUUAUCCAUCGUCGACACAAUCUUGAAGCGGAUGGGCGGGAAGCUCGACGUCUCUUCGCAGCUCGGCGUCGGCACCUUGAUGCGCAUUACCAUUCCGCUCGAUUUCGUCCCUACCCCGAACUCGCCUCCUACCGACUCAUCCCUUCCUCGACUACGCACCCGCAAUAUCUCUGCCGAGCUUCGCCACGUCCUCCAACAUGGUCCCUCGAGUCUCCUUGCGUCCCGCUCGACGACCCGGUCACGCGCCGCUUCCCUUUCGCUGCCGCUCGACGGGACUGCGCUGUCGCUGUCGCCACUUCCAGCAACGCCCGCGCUCGCCACGGUCGACUUUGACGCGGCAGUUGCCGCUACAGCCGCCACUUUCCCCUACCCUCUGCCUACCGAUUCUGCUCCGCCACCGCCUCUCGGCGCGAAAGAGGGUCCCGAAGACCUCGUCGGCGAUGCCGCCAAGCUGAGUCUGUCGAGCGCGACAGCCGGUCUGUCGUUUGAGUCUACCCCUGUGCCGGGCUUGCAGCCUGUAGGCGAGAUGCAGCCCAGCACAGCCAAGCAGGGUAGAGGGCGGCAGGUCAAGGUUCUCGUCGCAGAGGACAACCCGAUCGGCCGCAACAUCCUCGUCAAGUUGCUGAACGGGAAGAAUAUCCCUUUCGCCGCUGCCCAGGAUGGUCAGGAAGCCGUCGAAUUGUUCGCCGCCGGCGACGGCUCCUUCACGCUCUUCCUCGCCGACGUCCAGAUGCCUCGACUUGACGGUAUCGCGGCCUCGCACGAGAUCCGACGGCUCGAAGCGGAACGACACUGGCGCCGCUGCAAAAUCAUCGCUUUGACAGGCCUCUCGAGCGACCUCGAUGUGCAGAGGGCGCUCUGCGAAGACGGCCCGAUUGACCAGUGGCUCGUGAAGGGCGGCAAGUCGCUGCGGGUCAUCCUCGACGAGAUCGCCAACCUCCAGAACGAGCUGGACGAGGAGGGAGACUCCGCCGUUCUUAUGUAG